Varroa destructor (honeybee mite) is the source of this 4874-nucleotide messenger RNA. RefSeq names its product zwei Ig domain protein zig-8-like. Lineage: Eukaryota; Metazoa; Arthropoda; Arachnida; Mesostigmata; Varroidae. The record is from RefSeq and is a predicted model, not a curated record. Gene Ontology annotation, cellular component: neuron projection membrane. Gene Ontology annotation, biological process: synapse organization.
ACGAGUCCAUGUGGGCUUCAUGUAUCGCCAUAUCGUUCAAGUGACGGCGGUGAAACCGGACCGCUGUUGAAGAUGAUAUCCGGGGCACCGGCGAGUUCAGCCAACGCGGCUGCGCCGCUAUCUAACGAUGACUGUGAACAGUCGUGAGUUGAACCCGGGUCGUUUAGUUUAUUAGUUGGCGGGGGCCCAAAUCAGUCAAACCAACGCCAUGAUAUAUCAAAGGAUUGCCCUUGUGCCCCGUGUCUGAUAUUCACAUGAAUGUGCGUGAAUCUCUUUGGUGUUCUGCUGGAUGGCGUAGCAGAGCCAAAAAUAGUUACUUCUAUUUCUACACUUGAAGGAAUUACACACUACUCGAACGCGACGGAUAAGAAUUUUCAUUAAUGGCGUAAAACGCGGUGCUCUCGUUUCAUUGCGUAGUAAAAUAUGAAUUUGUUUCGCCUAAAUAGUGAUCAUGUAACAUUGUCCGUCUGACUCGUCACUAUGAUUACCCCAUGGUUUGUUCUAGACGUCCACCGUUCAUUAUUUUUCCAUGCAUCAGCCAGGGCGUGCUAAUUGGUGUUGAUUUUUCUACUUCUGGAUACGAUGAAUAUAACUACAGUUACUCCCGCCAUGGUCAACUAAAGUGUUUACUGUUGAUCGCAAGAAAUUCAUCAGGUUAUCUGUGGUGAUCUAUGUCAUCUUCGCUUUGUCGCUGAGGCCUUUUUCAUUGUCAACUGUCUAGAAUGGUUACGUAUGCAGGCCGUUCCUGGCCAUAGCUGACCCUGCAACGCAACGGACAUUCUUGUAUUUUUCAUUGGGGCUGUUAUUGUUCGCUCGCAAUAGUCUUCACCGAGAGGUGCCGAAGUACGUCGAGCUCACGUAGCGUAUGCUGGACUGAAAGUGGUGGUAUUCUUCAAAUGGUGAAAUUUCAUCACGCAAGCAAAAACCUAAGUAAAUGGUAAUCGUCACCAAUAUCGGCACUUAUCCACGACGAUAAAGCGGCUGACGAAAAAGUGGUGGAAGAGAACCUAGAAAGAAAACAUCAACCUGUAACAGUUCGCUAAAAACAAGAUCAAUUGUGUCACAGUAUUUAUAUAGCAGUGCAUGACGGGUACGACCGACGGCUGCUAGUCGGAAGCCGGCUAAUAUUUGAUACCGUACAGGCAGAAUGUGGCUCCCUCGACAACAAAAGCAACGGAGAACUGUGGCACUUGCUCUUACAGAAAUAAUGACGCUCUCAGCGCUCAUUAGACAGCUUCAUUUGGUAGCCGGCUUACAGCAACAGCCGGACGAUUUAAGUCGCAGCGCCUCUAGGGAGUGGUCAGAUGAGAUGCGUGAUCUCGGAGGAGAUAAUCCACAGUCAGAGAGCAAAAGCUCGACGGACCUCGCUGAAUCCGAGAAUCCUCCGCACGACAACUAUCAACAAUUUCUCAACAAGAUAUUACCAACUUUCGACAACUCGACAGCUACAAACAUCACCACGACAGCUGGCAAAACGGUAUUUUUGCCCUGUAACGUACGGCAUCUCGCCGAUAAAACGGUCUCGUGGAUCCGUCGACCAGCGGACGCGCCAGAGGAUCUUACGGUUUUAACCGUGGGCCGUUACACGUACACUCACGAUCAGCGAAUUCGCUCGGUGCAUUUAGAUAGCUCGGAAUCGUGGGUUCUAGAAAUCAAAUAUCCACAACCACGGGACAGUGGCGUGUAUGAAUGCCAGGUUAGCACCUUGCCGAAGAUCAGCCGUUUCAUUACACUUAACGUUGUUGUAAGUAGAGCGCGCAUCAUCGGUGGACCACAGCUGUUCGUCAAUGCAGGAAGUAGGUUAAAUGUCUCCUGUGUAGUGGAUGCGCCUGGCGGCGGGACAGAUUUCGUCUUCUGGUCCCAUAAUAAUGGGAUAUUAAGUUUGGACGCACGACGUGACCAGCUAGCCAUAAUCCUGAAUACUGAUCCGUUACGACAACAGACGAUCAGCAGCCUGGUGAUCCGUUCAGUUCAGACGUCAGAUUCGGGCAACUAUACCUGUACGCCCUCUAAUGCGGAGCAGGAUUCGAUACAAUUAGUUGUGCUUAAUAACGACACGCCCGCUGCGAUGCAAGACAGUCUGAGUUCGCAGGGAGCGUGCUCUUGGCUAGUUCACCGGGAGCUUUUGCUCUGGAUGUUGGCAUUGCCUGUAUAUCUACUACUGUGACUGCGACAGUGCCACGAUCCGCUGCGGCGCCAUGUCAAGGGAGCCCAACGACGGCAUAGAACAACAGCGAGAUAUUUCGAAACCGACGCGAGAGGGGUCACGUCUCCAGCAUGUACUCAUGCGACACAGCGCGAGUCAACCCCUGACAAAUGGGGUGGUGGCAACAACAAAUCGAUAAACGCAAGAGUUCCAAAGCCAGGGGAUAUUAUUGGAGGGGAUCAGCUUAUUGCAGCGACCUCCUUAACAGGCUCCUCGACACCGUGUCAACUAUAACCAUUGUCUAAUGUCCCUAUAUAACGGGACGCCGCAUCAGGCCUCCACCCGGAGGCUCUAUCGACAUUCAGCGUGUUACCGCUUGUAGCUGCUGUCGAAACAACCCAGUUGUGAUACAUAACUAUAGAGACAAAGAACGGGGGAUGGAAGGAAUCGUUGCUGAAGCCGCUGUCGUAGAUAAAGAGGCGGAAGGAGAUAGCGAAGCAUAAUGGUGAUUCCGAUCAGCGCCAAGACGUGUACAGCACAUUGAACAAACCAAGACAACAGAGGUGGGCACAAGGCCAAUUAGUAGGAUAAUAAAAGACGACGAAAAACUUCUAAUAAGGGCAAUAUGGCCAGUGAGAAGAGCCUUCGCUUUUCUCUAUGGCGAGAUGCAGUUGACGGAAGGCCUUAGAUGGUCUCUGGAAAUACAUACUUUUCUACCAAAUAAUUGUACUUUCUCUGUAAAAAUAGGAAUAUCCGUGAAUAAUGGUUAUCUUUGAUAGUAGAUACAUUUUGAUUGCGAUCUCGGUCGCUUUUUCAGUAGGCAGUGUACGUUCUCAUGGCUCGUCUCGUGGCGUGGCACUCAUUCAUUCUGCACAUUCUGUAUAUAGUAGCAGGAGUAGUGGACUGUAAUGAUUAAGAUAGUAACAAUACAAACAAUAAUACCAACAUAAACAAGUGAAGAAAAACGGAACUAAAGGUAAAGAAGAGACAUCGAUGGUUAUCAGUAAAGCAAGUAGCUUGGUCUGCCAACCAGUAUACUAAAUCCAUGUAAAUAGUUUGCUGGUUUGUUCAGCAAAGAUUUUCAGAACGCAUGCCGAUGCCCACCCUAUUAGCUAUGUACCGUGAGUAUCGCGGAUUAACCUGCCGGAAAGCGAAACUUUGUUUUCCGGAACAAGAUGGUUUCGCGGUAAAUUGCAAAAAAAAAAAAAUAUAAAAUGAACAUCUGUAUCGUGAAUAGUAUGCCAUCAGAUCCGUAGAAUGUAGGUGAUCUCUGCUCAGCAGCGUGGACGUCGAUUAUAUGAAUUCCGGGCGAACGUCGUGGGUCCUAAACAACGCUUUUCAUGUACUAUAAAAAAACUACAGAAUUACUUUUUGUUUGUUUGUUUGUUUGUUUUUAUAAUGUACAAACAUUUAAUGACUGAAUAGUGAUUCAGAACAAAUUGCUUAGAGAUGCGCUUUUCGCAUGAAAAUUUAUCUAGCUUUUUCUACGAAAAAACACAUUAUCAGCUAUUCGUCAUCGAUUGUAAUUAUUUUAAUCGUGUUUUCAGUUUCACAGGGAAAAGCAGAGGGCGUUAGGGACAACACAUAUCGAACAGCAUCAAUUAUAGGGAAAAUUUCAAAAUAUUUAGUAACGAUUGUGAGGUGUUCAUGCAGUGCUGUCUUUACGCGUCUGACUUAUUAGAUGAAACGAAAAACUCUACUCAACCUCUUGUUACAAAGAAGUAAAAAUCAAGACGUGAAGAUUUAUUCAUUGACAAGAUAUGGAGAUUCAAGAGCCGGUCGUCUGAGUUGACUCUUUGGGAUCGCAAGGGAAUUUCAGAUAAAAGGAAUGGUAAUGCGGGUAAAAAGGAUCCAAAAACGCAGAAUUAUUUAUCAGCAUGUCUCUGCCGCAUUCAGUGCGCACCGAAACCGUAUAGAAAAUGUAGGCUUAGCAAAAUGUUCUAAAAUCUAUCGGCUAGACCCUUUACUCUCGGACGCUAGAGUUUUUCAUUUGAGUGUGGACCAUGCCAUCGACUAAAGCCAUGGAUAACAAGCACAUAUUUUGGAAGCAAAGAGAAAUCUGUCCUAUUGGAUUUCAGGACAACAAAGGAAGAGUAAGCAUGUCUUGUUUGCUCCUCUACUUGCAUGCAUCAUCAUUGAACACCUAUAGAUAAUAACCAUAAUAAAUCGAUAGUGAAAGGAGGGCGUCGGCUGCGAAUCAGCAUGGACACUUCGCAGUAUCAACACUAUCAGAAAUAACCUUUGUUGCUCAACCGCGUCAGGGCCGAUCUCGUACAAAACCACUCCAGAUUCCGCAAAUUAAAGUGAAUUCGAGCAUUAGAGUGUUGGAAAAUCUGCUCUGGCAAUGACCACCCAUUUGCUCGUGAGUCAAAACAAAUGAAUGAUAAAUAAUCUGAAGGUAAAAAUUAAACAAUAAAGUACGUAAUAAAAGAGCUAAUUUUUGUGAAAAUCAUGAAGAGCGGAAAUUUUCUGGUGGUUUCUUACGCAAUUGGCGACUUAGGUCAUGUUUGUAAAUCUUAGCGAUUUCUCCACAUAACGAACUGUGUAUAUAAGAAACUUAAAGCAAAUGGAUAAAAAGAAGUUAACAGUAAAGGUUACUAGAACUGCGAUUCAUCAUGCCGGAGGGAUCCGGGUUUCUGUCGCUUAGUAAUUGAUCAGUAUAAACCAGAAAUUGAGCAAUGACGACGAUAAUGGCAAUAAAACAUAAAUAAUUAGUUUGAAUGAAAUA